Phaedon cochleariae (mustard beetle) is the source of this 873-nucleotide messenger RNA. NCBI's taxonomy places the organism in Eukaryota, Metazoa, Arthropoda, Insecta, Coleoptera, Chrysomelidae. The record is from the annotation of a GenBank genome assembly.
UCAUGCAUUUCAUUCUCUGUUUCAGUGCUCUCCCCCGCCGCGACCUUCGCCCUCAGUCAUCCGUCCGCUGACGCCACCUGCCCCACUCCGCCCACUCCUGCCCCCUCGCCGCCACGCACCCCAUCCGCCUCCUCCAGCCACUCUCCGCAGCCGCAGCCCUCCUCCUCCACCACUGGUAACGGAGGCGGCAGUCCCGCGCACGCGCAAGGCAAGCCACCCUACUCGUACGUCGCCCUCAUCGCCAUGGCCAUCCAGAGCAGCGUUGCCAAGAGGGCCACGUUGUCGGAGAUCUACCAGUACAUCACCGCCAAGUUUCCAUAUUUCGAGAGGAACAAGAAGGGGUGGCAGAACUCGAUAAGGCAUAAUUUGAGUCUCAACGAGUGUUUUGUCAAGGUGCCCCGAGAAGGCGGCGGCGAGCGCAAAGGCAACUACUGGACGGUGGAUCCGCAAUACGAGGACAUGUUCGAGAACGGCAACUACCGGCGGCGGCGGCGCAUGAAGCGGCCGUACCGGUCGGCGGCGGCCGCCCAUCCGCCCUACCCGAAGGCCUUCUUCGGCGACGCGCUCGCCCAGCACGGCCUGCCCAUCGCCAGGAACAUCUUCACGCCGCCCGCCUACCCGCCGCCCUACUCCAGGUACGAGACGACGUGGCUGUCCCAACCCAACCUGUCGUACUCGGCCUGCCCGUCGGGAGGGUACGCGCAGCCGGCGUACGCCGCCCCGGGCGCCUUCAGCCCGUGCGGCGGCGGAGCGGGCGGCAGGCAGGAACCGCCCGCCGCGCGGUACCCCUACUGGCCGCCCGACGUCGAGUACUCGCCGCCAGGGCAGCACGGCUCGCCGCCCGCCGAUCCGCAGCUGCUGCUGCAGUGGUGA